AUGGUGCACGGGCAUGCACAUCACACCCACGACCACCCCCUCGAGGGGCGUCUUGAGGAGCGGGGCCACAAUGAAAAUGAUGAUACCAUCAUCGUCUAUACGACCAUAGUCAAUGGCGAUGGUAACGAUAACGCCGAUACCAAGACCAAGGCGGAAAAGACAAAGGACUCGAACGUUGGUGUUGGUCCUGCUGUUGGUAUCUCUGCUACCAAGACGACCUCCGAAGAGAGCAAGACCACUGAGGAGGUAACUAAGACAACCGAAGAGGCCAAAUCUUCCACUAAGGAGGAGAAGACAAGCACCAAGGAGUCUGAAAAAGAGAGCACCACGGAGAAGGAAACCAAGGAAACCACUACCUCUGAGACCGAGAAGUCAAAGACGACAGCAGAGGCCACCACAACCGAGCACACUGAGGCUAUCACCACCGCCACGGAUACGGCGCAAACAGGUGCCACUGCGACUCAGACUUCCUUUGUGACUUCAACCUCGUCAAGUUCGGCCGACUCUACCAAGGAUGUGAACGGUCUCGAUCUUGCUGCGACUGCCAGCGCAUCUUCUACCAAUUCCGCUGCUUCAGCUUCCUCCACAGCGAUCAGCUCUGGAUCGACGGGUCUAUCCUCUGGCGCCACAGCUGGUGUGGCCAUCGGUGUCAUUUUGGGUGUGGGUUUUAUUGCGGCUCUUAUUUUCUUCAUUGUCCGAAAGAAGAAGCGCAACCAGGCAGAUGACCCUCCCCCAAUGGACGAGAAGAUGUUCAGCGCCCAGAAUCUGCCCCCUUUCCCACCAGUUCCUAAGCCAAUGACUCCAUCGCAAGCCCCGAAGCUCAACGUUCGCCCCAUCACCCAGUUCGCACCUGAUCUGAGCAACAGUGGCUCCUUCAACACCGCUAGCACUUUCGCCGACGCAGGAGUCGGUGCAGGUGCUGGUGCAGGAGCUGCAGUCGCCUCGCGUAAUCUGACUGGUGAUGUGCCACCUCAAACUCCACCAAAGUCGGCCGCCAGCUCUCAAAAUCCUUUCACUGAUCCGGUCAACCCUUUCAAUACUGCUAGCACAGCAUACUCGGUCCAUUCCAAGAGUCCGUCGUCGAGUUCAGACCCUUCAGGUCCUUCGGGCCCAGCUGUCGCAGCAACAGCUGCUGGAGCUGCAGCCCUGGGGGCCGCCGGUGCCGCUGCUGUAGCCUCCCACGAAUCUGAUAAGACACAGUCAACCCGAGCUGAAUCCAUGGAAUCGGACGUCCGUCCACCAAACUCGCCUAGCCCCGUUAGUGUGGAUGGUGAAUCCGUUUCAUCAGCAGCAAUGAUUGCUGGAGGUGCGGCUGCCGCAGGCGUUACCGGAGGUGCUGCUCCAGGACCGUUAAAUGUGUACCGUGUACAGCUAGACUUCAGCCCUUCACAGGAAGACGAACUGGAACUUCAAGCCGGCAGCCUCGUCCGGAUGCUUCACGAAUAUGAUGAUGGAUGGGCUCUGUGCGUCCGCCUUGACCGUUCCCAGCAAGGAGUCGCUCCUAGAUCAUGCCUAUCUUCUCGCCCUGUCAAGCCUCGUCCGCGUCCACCACCCGGUGCCCCUGGCCCCGGCCCCCGUGGCCCACCAAUCAUGGGGCCCAACGGCCACCCAAUGUCACCAGGCGGUCGCGGUCCACCCUCUGGACGAUUCUAUCCCACAGACGCACGUCCAAGGUCACCAGGCGGUCCUGGAUACGGCCCGCCCCGCCCUUACCCUGGUCGCUCAAUGUCGCCUGCAGGGCAAUUCCCUGUUCCUCGAUCCAUGAGUCCCGGUCCCAGAUCCAUGCCCCCAGGUCCCCGCUCUAUGUCCCCGGGACCUAGCAUGCGACCCGGUCCCAGUCCAAGGGCCAUGUCACCAGGCCCCGGCCCCUACAAUGUCCCCCGAUCAAUGAGCCCAGGACCCUACGGCCCUGGAAUGCAGCGACCAGUAAUCCAUGCCAACCAACGUCAACGAAGUAACAGUGCAGGCAACAUCUCCCCACCGAAUGUCGGCACUGCAGCUCCUCCCCGAUCGAGUCCUCUGGCUGUAGCACAGCCUCCAGCACCCGCUCCUACAAGCGACCUCCCUGCUAUUCCUAGUUCUGCACCUAGCUCUCCUGAGUCGCAAAUUAGCAGGAAACCUGUUCAUGCAGACUUCUAA
Penicillium longicatenatum is the source of this 2139-nucleotide messenger RNA. Its product is annotated as SH3 domain protein. The record is from RefSeq and is a predicted model, not a curated record. The transcript has 2 exons. Bases 1 to 2139 code for a protein of 712 amino acids. Gene Ontology annotation, molecular function: protein binding. NCBI's taxonomy places the organism in Eukaryota, Fungi, Ascomycota, Eurotiomycetes, Eurotiales, Aspergillaceae.